Cydia fagiglandana is the source of this 7495-nucleotide messenger RNA. It is a transcript of the gene Zir, whose product is annotated as dedicator of cytokinesis protein 7. The transcript is spliced from 40 exons. The record is from RefSeq and is a predicted model, not a curated record. Gene Ontology annotation, biological process: small GTPase-mediated signal transduction; positive regulation of GTPase activity. Gene Ontology annotation, molecular function: guanyl-nucleotide exchange factor activity. The coding region runs from base 125 to 6007 and encodes 1960 amino acids. NCBI's taxonomy places the organism in Eukaryota, Metazoa, Arthropoda, Insecta, Lepidoptera, Tortricidae.
GUCAAACAUGAAAUCAAUUCGCAGCGAGUUGGUAUAAACAAUCAAUCCUAUUUACGUAGUUUUAUUAAAUAAAUAACGCGACCUUUCUCUUAUAAACCUAGCGUUAAGUGCUGUUUAUUUAUAAAUGACCCUUGGACGUAAAUACCAGCAGCCCUCCGGGAAUGCUGGGGACGCUCGUAAGGUCUAUGCUAGCCAGUCGAAGGUCGGCACUCUCUCGGGCUGCUCAUCUUCAAUAUCACUGUGCGAUAUGAUCGAGCCGCCGGACUAUGAGGAGGUGGCGGACAGGCUCAUGGGGCCCCGGGACCCCCUGGCCUAUCCCCCCCACGACAUGGAGCUGUGCACGGUGCCCCGGCGCAUACGCACCGUCACACACGUGCUACCUGACGAGGACCUGAGCAAAGCGCCAAUGUUCGUCCGCGACUGCAUCCGCACGUACACGUCGGACUACACGGUGGUGGAGCACAAGCACCGGCAGCACUCGGGCUCCACGCUCGGCCGCGAGCGGCUCGGCGCGCGGCUCGAGCGGCUCGCCACCGCGCCGCGCCAGCUCUACGAGGUGGACGAGGACCAGGUGCCGUGGAAUACCUUUAUUUAUAUUGUCGCUUCUCUUAUUCAGGUCCCAGAAUCGCAGCCAUCAAGCGGGCGGCAGUCCGUGGCGUCUAUAUCAUCAUCAUCAUCGUGCAACGAGACCCUGACCCCGCGCGGGUCCUGGGCCAGCCUGGACCUCCGCAGCUCGUCCUCGGACCCCCUGCUGCCGGACCUCUUCGAGAGACGCCCGCCUGAGCAGCAGGACGCCAUCAAUGAGGCUAGGAGACUGGAGAACCGUCAGGCGGACCUGCUCGGUCUGUACUCGCCCUACUUGGACGAGGAGGAGGCGGUCGAGAGGCGCCUCGCCGCCGAGAUGCCGAGCGAAGUCGCGGGACACAGGAUACUAGUGCACUGCCAUCAGCUCAAGCUCGAGCUGGACGUAGAGCCUCUCUUCGCUUCCAUGGCGCUCUACGACGCUAAAGAAAAGAAGAAGCUAUCAGAGAACUUCUAUUUUAACCUCAACUCGGAAUGCACCCGCCAAAUGUUGUCCGCACACGUACCCCACGCUGAUCUCAGUACUAUGAGUAGAAGCGCCGUGUUCGAUAUUAUGAAUCCUUCGGCUGAUGUGUUCCUGGUAGUUCGAGUGGAGAAAGUACUGCAGGGGGACGUGAAUGAGUGCGUGGAACCUUAUAUUAAGGACGAUAAGAACCGCGAGAAAGUCCGCGCCGGGGCUCAAGCGGCAUGCUCUCGGCUCGGCAAAUACAGGAUGCCACUGGCGUGGAGUGCGGUAUCACUGCUUAACAUACUGAGUGGCAGCGACCGUGACGAACGGGACACCGGCACCAAUACCAACAGCUUAGAUCGUAAAGCAUCAUCGAGCAGUUUGGAGCAGCUGCGGCGGCGGGCCGGCGAGGUGGGCGGCUCGCUCACGCGCAAGGGCUCCGUGGAGCGGCGCGCGCCGCCCGCCGACGAGCUGGCGCCGCAGCUCGACGCCAUGAAGCCCGUCUCCAUCACCGUCACCAGCUUCUUCAAGCAGGAAACAGACAAACUCCGUGACGAAGACCUAUACAAGUUCUUAGCCGAGAUUAAACGGCCCAGCUCAGCUCCAAAGAAGCUCAAAUGUAUCCCCGGUACACUGAAGAUAGAGGUCGCCCCGUGUCCAGAGGAGAUCAAGAACGGACUCACACCCGAGCUGGCUAAGCUGCAGCCUUAUGGAGCAGAUGAAAACGUCCGUCCAACGAAGGAGGUGCUCCCGUUCCCGGCGCACCCGGUGGCGGCGCCGCACCUGCAGUAUCGCAACCUCAUGUACGUGAACGUGCGCGAGAUCAACCUCAACGCCUACACCUCCCGAGCCGGCUCCGCAAGGAACAUCACCGUUCGAGUCCAGCUUAUGUCAGGCGAGCAGCAAGCGAGCGCGCUGCCGGCGAUAUUCGGGCGCAGCUCCUGUCCGGAGUACACGAGCGAGGCGUUCACCACCGUGCUGUACCACAACAAAAAUCCGUCCCUCUACGAUGAGAUUAAGAUCAAGCUACCUGCAGACCUGGGCGACCAGCAUCACCUGCUGUUCACGUUCCUGCACAUAUCCUGCCAGAGGAAGCCGGUCGCUCCUGAACAGGAGAAGAACGUCGAAACUGUCGUCGGGUACUCGUGGCUCCCUCUAUGCCGUAACGGCAAGCUGACGUGCGGCGAGUUCAACCUGCCCGUGAUGCAAGAGGAGCCCCCCCCGAACUACUCGUACAUCUUCCCUGACGUGCUGCUCCCCGGGACCAGGUGGAUCGACAACCACAAGCCGAUAUUUAGCGUCACGCUAGACGCGCACACCACCGUCCAUCCUUUGGACAACUACAUCGAGCGUUUCGCAGUGGCCUGCGAGGCGGUGCAAGAAGGCAAUAUCCCCACGAGGAUAGGUUUGGCCAACAUGGAGGCCGAGCUGCGAGCGAGUAUAUCUGAGCUGCCGACGGCCAACGUGGAGAUCCUGUCCCGCUACCUGCCCUACGUGUUAGACAAGCUUCUACACCUGCUAGUGGCGCCACCGUCAUUAGCGGGCGCCCCGCUCAACAUAGCGCAGGACGUGUUCACUUGUCUGGCGAACGUGUUCACGGACGUGUGUAACAUGAACGAAGGCGUGACCUGCGACCCCCACGGGCGCAGCAGCCUCAUCACGGCGUACAUCCAGUACCAGUGCACCAUCCCUCGGCCUUCGCUGGCGGACCGGGACAUAGGGCUGCCUCUGCCGCCCGCAGUGAUGAGCGACGGUUCCUGCAAGAUUCUGCACGAGGAGCUGGCGCUGCAGUGGGUCGUGGCCAGCGGCGCCACCAGGGACCUCGCCAUGCACAACUCAUGGGCGCUGUUCGAGCUAAUGAUAAAAUCCAUGUGCGAGUAUCUAUAUUGGAGCGGGGCUCACGAGGCCCCGCGCAAAGCGCGCUUCCCCGACCAGUUCACCGACGACAUCACUACUCUCGUCAAUAAUGUUACCACGGAAAUCAUUUCAAGAUACGGCAAAAACAGUCGUCUCACCCAAAGCCUAAACAAUAGCCUGGCGUUUUUCUUAUUCGAUCUGCUCAGCAUCGCGGAUCGAGGUUAUGUCUUUAACCUGAUCCGCAGCUACCACAAGCAGAUGAGCGCCAAGAUCGCAUCUCUGCCGGAUGCUGUGCCCCUAGUCCAAUAUAAGCUGGCGUUCCUCCGCAUAAUCUGCUCGCACGAGCACUACGUGGCGCUGAACCUGCCGGUGGGGUCGAGCUCGGGCGCGGCGUCGCCCGCGCCGUCCGUGCACUCGCACGCCUCGCACUCGUCCGCGCCGCCGCCGCACGCGCUCACGCACGAGCACCGCUCCCGGCACUACCUCGCGGGGCUGCUGCUGCACGACCUCACCGGAGCGCUGGAGCUGCAGAGUCCGGUCCUGCAAUGCGCCGCUGUGAACGCGCUGCUGUCUCUGCUGACGGCGCACGACGCCGACCCGCGGCUGGCCGCGGCGGAGGCCCGCGCUCGCGUGGCGCAGCUGUACAUGCCGCUGCUGGGCAUCGUGCUCGACGCCGCGCCCAUGCUCAGCCGCUCCGCCGGGGCUAGAGAUGUCAUGCAAUUUGACGGAGAGAUGGGUCAAUUCAACAGUUUAUAUAACCCGUCAGCUAACGAUCCGGACAACAAGCAGCCCGGCCGGCCGCCGUUCAACAGCGAGACGCACCGCAACCUGCUGAUGUGCCUCGUGUGGCUGCUGAAGAGCUGCUCGCGCGCCGCGCUGGCGCAGUGCUGCGCCGAGCUGCCGCCCCAGCGCCUGCCCGCGCUGCUGCACCUGCUGCAUCUCUGCUUCAUCGCGCACGAGUACAAGGGUCGCAAGGAGCUGCUCAAGUGCCAGCAGCAGAACGUGCGCAAGACGACCGACAUCAAGGCUAAGCUGGAGGAUGUCAUUCUGGGGCAGGGCUCUGCGCGCUCCGACUUUAUCAUGAGGCGGAAAGGCGGGUCGUCAGCGGUGCCGGGGCGGCGCGAGCGCUGGCGCAAGGACUGGCGCGGCGCGCGUGACGCGCCCCCCUCCCCCCUCGCGCCGCACCCCGCGCUGCCCGCCGCGCUCGCCGCCGAGGUCUCGCUCACCCUGCUGCACGCGCUCGAGACCAUCGUGCAGUCAUGCAGUAACUUGGAAUGCGGGCAGGCCGUAUGCAGCGCGGCGUUGCAGGUCGUGUUGCGGGCCAUGCAGCGCAACCAGAGCGCGGCCGUGUUACAACAUAUGUUCGCCACAGUCCGCUCGCUCAUCGUCAAGCUGGGGUGGUCGUGCUGCGGCGAGGAGUCCGGCAUCUGCCGCGUGCUGCUGCGGCACUGCGCCGCGCUGUGCCCCGCCACGCGCGCGCACGCCGCCGCCGCGCUGUACGCGCUCAUGCGCCACCACUACCAGCUCGGCAACAACUUCAGCCGCGUGAAGAUGCAGGUGACGAUGUCGCUGUCGUCCCUCGUGGGCACCUCCACCACCUUCAGCGAGGAGUCGCUCCGGCGCGCGCUCAAGACUAUCCUGGUGUACGCUGAGCGAGACCCCGACCUGCAGCAGACCAGCUUCCCUGAACAGGUGAAGGACCUGGUGUUCAACCUGCACAUGAUCCUGUCGGACACGGUGAAGAUGAAGGAGUUCCAGGAGGACCCCGAGAUGCUGCUGGACCUCAUGCACCGCAUCGCGCGCGGGUACCAGCACAGCCCGGACCUCAGGCUCACCUGGCUCAACAACAUGGCGCAGAAACACAUGGAGCGUUCGAACCACACGGAGGCGGGCAUGUGCCUGGUGCACGGAGCAGCGCUGGUGGCGGAGCAGAUGAACGCGCGCGGGCGCGGCGCCGCGCUGCUGGAGCGCGUCACGCACAACGCGCUCGACGAGUCCUGCGCCGACACGCUGCACCACCACCUCACGCACCACGAGCUGCAGGCACUUCUGGAGCACGCCGCGAGUGAACUGAUGACGGCGGGGAUGUACGAAGCGGUCAACGAAGUGUACAAGGUGCUCAUACCCAUCGCCGAGGAACACCGCGACUAUAAGAAACUCGCUAACAUACACGGCAAACUAAACGAAGCGUUCACCCGCAUCGACCAGCUGCACGGCAAGCGCGUGUUCGGCACCUACUUCCGAGUGUCCUUCUACGGCGCGCUGUUCGGAGACCUGCACGGCGAGGAGUUCAUAUACAAGGAGCACGCGCUCACCAAGCUGCCCGAGAUUUUCAGCAGGCUUGAGAACUUCUACGGUCAGCGUUUCGGCGCCGACAACGUGGUGAUAAUAAAGGACAGCAACAUCGUGGACCCUUCAACACUACCAGCGGACAAGGCUCACAUCCAGAUCACGUACGUGGAGCCCUACUUCGAGCCCCACGAGCUGCGCACGCGCACCACGCACUCGGAGCGCAACUAUAACAUCAAGCGGUUUAUGUACGCGACUCCGUUCACCGUGGGCGGGCGCGCGCACGGCGACAUCGCGGAGCAGUGCAAGCGCAAGACCAUCCUCACCACCGCACACCACUUCCCCUAUGUCAAGACACGCAUACAGGUGGUAGCUAGAACUCAGAUCAUCCUCACGCCGAUCGAAGUGGCCAUUGAAGACAUCCAGAAGAAGAUAAACGAGCUGGCAGCAGCGACGAGCCAGGAGCCGGCCGACCCUAAGAUCCUGCAGAUGGUGGUGCAGGGCUGCAUCGGCACCACCGUCAACCAGGGCCCGCUCGAGCUCGCGCAGGUGUUUUUGGCGCCGGUGGCGGACGGCUCGCAGCCGCCGACGAGACUAACCAACAAGCUGAGGCUGGCCUUCAAGGACUUCUCCAAGAAAUGUCACGACGCCCUGAAGAAGAACAAGAACCUGAUCGGCAGCGACCAGCGCGAGUACCAGCGCGAGCUGGAGCGCAACUACGCGCGCUUCGCCGAGCGCCUCGCGCCGCUAGUGCUGCCCCACCACAAGCACCACCACGCCGCGCAGCUCAGCAAUGGCGUCAGCAAACCGGACUAUAAGCUUCAGGCAUAAAUUGUGGAUUCAACUAUCAUUCUGUGUUUCCGUAAGUACAUUAUAUUGUACAAAACAAGCAAGCAAUGCAAUACGAUCCUAUAAGGUACUUCACACACUGACACUAACGUGUGCACGGCGUCCGCCGUCAUAGAGAAUGAGUAAACUUAGAGUGCUCACUCCAUACAAGUAUAACCAAUUUGUCUGUCAGUAAGAACCAGGAAAACUAUACUCAUUAUUUUCUUUUGUGUGCUAGUACUAGUGUAAGACAAAGAUAGUAUUAUUCUCUCCGUCUAUAAUUGAAAUGAAACAGUCCUUUGACAAACUAUAGUUAUUAGCCUGACAACUUGACAUAAUAAAGACAUGACGACAUUUUUAUAUCUCUUACAGAACGGGAACCGAUAUGAAACCCUAAAACUAUUUAUUGAAAGCGAUUUUUAUAAAAAAGACUAGAUAUAACAUUCAACAAGUUUGAAUGCUUCAAUAUACUCGUAUUAUUAAAACUAGUAUUAAAAUAUGUACCUAAUUUAGAAUUGGAGGUCAAGUAUAAAAAUGGACGAUUGCAAUUAUUGAGAACUACAAUAAUGUCUACGUAAAUAAUGCAUUUGGUAGGCAUUUUCAUACAAUAAUGCGACAUAUUGAAUAGUAUCCGUACCGCAUAAGGUACUAUUUUCUAUCAUCACAACGGCAACGUGAUACGAUACGAGUACUUAUAAGUAUAUAACUAAGUAACCACCGACAUAUUUGUAGUAUUUUGCACAAAUUAUUAAUUAUAUUAAUGCUUUUUUCAAAUAAUUUUAUAUUCGUAAAGAUCUUAUUUGUAAGAGUAUUUUUAUUACUUACUUGUAAGUUUGAAAUUUGUGUAUAUCUCUCAGUGACCCCGCAGUGUUAUAUUUACUUUAAGCCACAGAGUUAUUUUAAACACCGAAAAUUAUGUAAAAAAAUAACACUUCGAUAAAAAACUAGCUAAAUUUAAAAAAAACUUUUCAAAUCAUGCAAUUGUCGUUCGAAUAAAAAUUGUAUUUUAGUACCCAUUUAGUCUUAAAUUAAAUGUAAAGAUCUGUAUUAAAUGUGUUAAUGUGAAUGUUACAUCGAAGUUCAUAUUUAAAAUCAUCGACUGUGGAUGAUUAAUUCCUUGUAAUUUUCUCAUGCAUUUAGUGGUAAUUGUGACCUUAAUCUGGCAACAAACAAAAUACUAAACAUAAUCGUUGGACUCUGCAGUUUUUUCUAAGCAAAGCAACUAAACUGUACUGUAAUACCAUACGCGUGUACCAUAUGUAUAUGGGGUGUCAAAAAUUGUGACUUGUGCUGAACCAAUUGUACUCAAAAAAGUGCAAAUACAUGGUUAAUAAUAUUGUAGACAUCACGUAGAAAGCCUUUAAGAUUUAGGUGCCAGCUUCUCCUUAACCUUUAUGGUGAGAUUUCAAUAUUUUUCUAUGUCUGUAUAUUCAUUUGUAGAUUAUUCCAUGACAUGUAUACAUACGAUUCCAAAUAAAACAUCCAAACUUA